Guillardia theta CCMP2712 is the source of this 1317-nucleotide messenger RNA. RefSeq lists its product as hypothetical. The transcript is spliced from 13 exons. The record is from RefSeq and is a predicted model, not a curated record. Lineage: Eukaryota; Cryptophyceae; Pyrenomonadales; Geminigeraceae. Bases 1 to 1317 code for a protein of 438 amino acids.
AUGACACGAAGAAAUGAGAAGAAUGUUACCCCCAAGGAUCGUCGCAUGGCAAGCACUCUCAUGGCAAAGAGCCCUAUCGUCAAGAAACACGUCAAGUCUCCCUGGAGCAAGGAUGCAUUGCCUGGGAUCGGCAAAAAAAUUCCAGUCCCCUAUCCCAUCUACUCCUCGUCCUCCCCUGUGGUGAACGCCAAGAAGAAAGCUGCACCAAGAUACUUCCAAGAGUUCACAGAUCCGUCCUUGCAGGCAACGAGCCUGGAUCACAAGCCCGCGUUGCCCAAGAUUCAUCCGCUGGACAUGAAUGCUGUGACUCGCCUGGGAGGAAAUGAAAGCGCAGAGCAGCAUAGGAUGAGGAGAAACAGGAUCGCAAAGAUUCGAGCCAGCUUCCCGUCAGCUCAUGCGCAAGAGGACGUGAGCGAGACGAGCCGUCUUCGACCGUCAGGUCCAGGAGUCUCCCUGCAGGAGCGGGGAUGGAAGAAGACGACGAGAAACUCGGUGGACGUCGCAGAGUGGAUGCAAAUCUCCUACGAUAAGAGCUUUUAUUCUGUUGAUCAGAAGAAAGAGGGGCUGUUGUUCCCCUUGCAUGCAAGAAAGACUCGAUUGUCUGUUGAGCUGCAAGGAGAGACGAAACGUGUGAUGCAUCGGCAGCACAACCAGGCAGAUACAAGGGUCAGCAAGGAAGACUCGAUGGCAGGAGGGAGAAGGAGCAAGCGCAUCGCAGUGGAGGAGAAGUCGACAGGGAUAACACCCACAUUCCGAAGUCUGGACGUCGGAAAGAAGGGGGGAACGUUGUUGAGUGCCAUAGCUUCCGAAUCAGAUCGAGGAGCUAUUUCAGCGAGGCUGACGGUAGAGCAAGUGCUGGACUUCCUGGUCUCGGAGAUCAGGUCAAGGUUUGCAAUGACCAUCCCCGAGCCCGCCGAGCUGCUUGAGCGCAACAGAGAGCAGGUCCAACGAUGGUCGGAGGGGGCAGAAGGCUGUCACACGCUCUCCUUUGUCGUGCAGGCACUUGCGCGUGUUUCCUUGUACUCGUCUUAUGUCGUCCUAGAGGAGAAAAGAGAGACGAACAAGCGACCAUCCAAGAUCUGGAAGAAAGUGAAAGUAGCCAGCAGGUUGAAAGGAGGACAUGCAGCAUCAGCGGAUGAAGAGAAUAUUGAGCCGACCGAGUCGAGUGAGACGAAACAGCAGCAGGAAGAGCAGGAGAGCAACGACACUUGCUCGGAGUUGCCGACCGUGAUGAAGGGACCAGGUUUUCGAUCGAUCAAGUUCAAGAGAAUGAGUCUGACGGGACUGAGCAAGUUUUCAGACAUCGCUGUAGUAUGA